AUGGUUGCUAUAUUCUGGACCCUUGCAGGAUGCAUGUCUGCGGCCGUCCUCGCCUCGCGUGCGGAUGUCCUCCAAGAACACAACAUUCCGCUCAACCUCGCUCUCGACAUUGCCCAAGAUGCGGUCAAGGCCUGCGCAAAGGACCAUUACAGCGUAUCAGCAGCUGUAGUGGACAGGGAGGGUGUCCUUCGCGCCCUUCUUCGGGCGGACAACGCGGCGAUUCACACGCCGGAGGCGGCUCGGCGGAAGGCAUACACGGCCGCCUCCGCACGAACGGCCACCAGCGCAAUGGUGAAGAACAUUCAGAAUCCUGGCGCGGCUCAGCUUGUCGGAAUUGACGACUUCCUCAUUCUCGCCGGUGGUUUGCCAAUCAAGCUCGGCAAUGAGACCAUCGGUGCAAUCGGUGUCGGUGGUGCUCCGGGCGGGGAUCUGGAUGAAGCCUGCGCUAUGGUCGCCCUGGAGAAAGCGGGAAAGAAGCUGGCGUAA
This is a messenger RNA of Purpureocillium lilacinum, 486 nucleotides long. RefSeq lists its product as uncharacterized. NCBI's taxonomy places the organism in Eukaryota, Fungi, Ascomycota, Sordariomycetes, Hypocreales, Ophiocordycipitaceae. The record is from RefSeq and is a predicted model, not a curated record.